This is a messenger RNA of Brassica oleracea var. oleracea, 570 nucleotides long. Its product is annotated as mavicyanin-like. The annotation marks the transcript as partial. NCBI's taxonomy places the organism in Eukaryota, Viridiplantae, Streptophyta, Magnoliopsida, Brassicales, Brassicaceae. Gene Ontology annotation, molecular function: electron transfer activity. The record is from RefSeq and is a predicted model, not a curated record. Gene Ontology annotation, cellular component: plasma membrane. The transcript has a single exon.
AUUAAGAGCAACACCUUCUUCACUUCUUUGAUGAUUCUUCUCGCUCUCUUUGGAGUUGCCGUUGGAGGAACAGUGCACAAAGUGGGCGACUCAAGCGGAUGGACCAUGAUGGGUGUUAAUUACGAAGCCUGGGCUUCUUCAAAAACUUUUCAAGUCGGAGACUCUUUGGCUUUUGAAUACAACAACGGUUUUCAUGACGUCACUGAAGUCACUCACAAUGAUUUCGAGCUGUGUGAACCGUCUAAACCAUUAGCCAGAUAUCAAACAGGAUCAGAUACGAUCAGUCUAACAAAACCAGGAUACCAAAACUUCAUAUGCGGAUUUCCUAGUCACUGCUACAUAGGACAAAAGCUUCAAAUCCUCGUCCUACCAGCCUCCUUGGGUCCCGUUGCAGCUCCAGUUCCCGGACCAGUUCGAUCACCUACUACCUUCUCGUCAUCUCUUUCACCGGUUAAUAAUGUUCCACAGCAUCAGAUGGGUCCACCACCAACUCCACAUAGCGCAGCUGCAACCAAUAAUGUUUGGAUCGGAUUCAGCUACUUUCUACUUUCUCUUUUCAUCUUAGUUUGA